Xenopus tropicalis (tropical clawed frog) is the source of this 936-nucleotide messenger RNA. It is a transcript of the gene or64i3, whose product is annotated as olfactory receptor family 64 subfamily I member 3. Gene Ontology annotation, biological process: signal transduction; G protein-coupled receptor signaling pathway. Lineage: Eukaryota; Metazoa; Chordata; Amphibia; Anura; Pipidae. Gene Ontology annotation, molecular function: olfactory receptor activity; G protein-coupled receptor activity. Gene Ontology annotation, cellular component: plasma membrane; membrane. The record is from RefSeq and is a predicted model, not a curated record. The transcript has a single exon. The coding region runs from base 1 to 936 and encodes 311 amino acids.
AUGCAAAAUUCCUCAGACCCCCACCCAGCGUUUUUCACCCUGGGAUACGGGCAGCUUACAUCCAUACGGUACUUCUACUGCCUAUUGGUGUCGGUGGGAUUCUUGCUGAACGUUGUGCCCAAUAGUCUCAUUAUCGUCGCUGUGAUUAUACACAAAACAUUACAUGAACCAGUUUAUAUAUUUAUUAGCGCUUUGUGCUUAAAUGGAAUUUUGGAAAGUGUUUACUUUUACCCCGGUAUUUUUGCCGCCUUGUUCUACAAAGUCCAGACAAUCUCCUACUCGUUUUGCUUGCUGCAGGCAUUUCUAGUACAUCUCUAUGGCUGCUUUGAGAUGACCACACUAACGGCGAUGGCGUUUGACCGCUACGUGUGCAUCUGUAACCCUCUGAGAUACAACAACAUUAUGCUCCUCUCAAAUGUGUACAAGAUACUCGCAGGCAGUUGGACUUAUUCCAUUGUAGCCUUUGGAACUCAUGUGUUAUUGACAUAUAGACUCCCUUUGUGUGGAUCAGAAAUAUUAAAGAUCUACUGUGAUAACUGGUCAAUAGUCAGACUUUCUUGCAUUGAUACCACCAUCAAUAACAUCUAUGGACUUUUUAUUGUCUCUACAUUUGUCUGUUUGCUCUUAAUGUUAAUAAUGUACUCCUAUAUAGAGAUACUCAGGGUUUGUGCAAGAUCUUCCCAAGCUGUCAUUGCUAAAGCCCUACAGACCUGCACUCCCCAGCUCAUAACCACCUUCAACUUAAUAACUGCUUCAGGUUUUGAUAUAUUCCUCUAUAGAUAUAUCCCUACUAUUGUUCCUUAUGAGUUCCGUCUUUUCAUGUCAUUGGAAUUCCUUGUGGUGUCUCCCAUUCUGAAUGCUUUUGUUUAUGGGCUAAAAAUGUCAGAGUUGAGAGCAAAGAUAUUUCAACCAUUUAAAUUCCAGGGGACACCUUAA